AGAUUUUUAUAUAAGAAGCAAUCAUGGCCACAACGAAGAACGUACUCUCUACCAGAUGGACCUCCGAAUUGGAUAUAGAAGAGUAUAGUAUCAUCCACCAAUACCACAUGAAUUCACUCGUUGGAGAUUUUCCACAGUCUCUAUCAUCUCUUGAUGAUAUUAACAACUCUUACAACUUCGACGCUUCUUGUAAUAAUGAUUUUGUCGAAGAGAAGCCUUCAAAGAUCCUUAAAACCACUCACAUAUCACCAAAGAUACAUCCUUUUUCUUCUUCCAAUACUCCUCUUUCGACGAAUCAGCCCUCUUCCAGGAUUCUUUCUUUCGAAAAGACUGGUUUGAAGGUUAUGAAUCACAACUCACCAAACUUGAUAUUUAGCCCCAAGGAAGAAGAAACUGGAUUACCGGACCAGAGAAAAUCCAAGCUGGUAAUAAGAGGGACAAAGAGGGCUCAAACCUCGACUCGAAGCCAAGCAAAUGCUCAAGAACACAUCCUCGCAGAGAGGAAGCGAAGAGAGAAGCUUACUCAAAGAUUUGUAGCACUUUCCGCCCUAGUUCCUGGCCUAAAGAAGAUGGACAAGGCUUCUGUGUUGGGAGAUGCAAUAAAGCAUAUAAAGCACCUCCAAGAAAUAGUGAAAGAGUAUGAGGAACAAAAGCAAGAAAGAACUAUGGAAUCAAUAAUUCUUGUAAAGAAGUCUCAGCUGGUUUUAGAUGAAAACCAUCAACCAUCAUCAUCAUCUUCCUCAGAUGGAAAUCGCGACUGCUCGAGCUCGAAUCUUCCAGAGAUAGAAGUUAGGGUUUCAGGAAAUGACGUUCUUAUUAAGAUCCUAUGCGAGAAGCAAAAGGGUAAUGUGAUCAAGAUUAUGGGGGAGAUUGAGAAGCUUGGUUUGCUUAUCACCAACAGCAAUGUCUUGCCCUUUGGACCAACUUUUGAUAUCUCUAUUAUCGCUCAGAAGAAUAGAAACUUUGAUAUAAAAAUCGAGGAUCUUGUGAAGAACUUGAGUUGUGGCAUAUCAAAGCUCAAGUGAUUGGUUUCAAGUAUACAUAUACAUGGUCACACUCAUAAUCAUCAAUUUCUCCGACCGCACGUCACCGAAUAAUCCAAAAUCGGUUUUUUCCAUGAAAAUGGUUUUAUAGUUUGUUGUAUAGAGAAGGGUUCUUAAGUCAUUAAAAGUUCCUUUGUCCUUGUGUUGUUUGAGUGUGCUUUAAGAUACAUGUCAUCAAAUGUUUAAGUAUCUCUUUACUAUCAGGUUUUGUUGGGGACGAAUUAUUUUUCGCAGUUGUUGGAUUAUAUAUUUCCUGCGAUGUAAAGCAUUUCGUUAGUUUAAUAAACGUAAGGUAUGUUUAAGAAAA
Messenger RNA from Capsella rubella, 1350 nucleotides. Its product is annotated as transcription factor bHLH18. NCBI's taxonomy places the organism in Eukaryota, Viridiplantae, Streptophyta, Magnoliopsida, Brassicales, Brassicaceae. The transcript has 4 exons. The record is from RefSeq and is a predicted model, not a curated record. Gene Ontology annotation, molecular function: protein dimerization activity. The coding region runs from base 24 to 1025 and encodes 333 amino acids.